Messenger RNA from Limanda limanda (common dab), 531 nucleotides. RefSeq names its product gamma-crystallin S-1-like. Gene Ontology annotation, molecular function: structural constituent of eye lens. The transcript has 3 exons. Gene Ontology annotation, biological process: lens development in camera-type eye; visual perception. Bases 1 to 531 code for a protein of 176 amino acids. The record is from RefSeq and is a predicted model, not a curated record. NCBI's taxonomy places the organism in Eukaryota, Metazoa, Chordata, Actinopteri, Pleuronectiformes, Pleuronectidae.
AUGGAGAAGUCACAGAUUCUGUUCUUCGAGGACCGGGACUUCCAGGGAAAGUCCUACGACUGCAAAGGCGACUCGGUCGACCUGCACGGCUUCAUUCGCCGGUGCAACUCGGUCAAGGUGGAAGGAGGCUGGUGGGUUCUGUACGAGCGCAACAACUACACAGGCUACCAGUAUGUCAUCGGUCCCGGGGAAUACAACGAGUACCGUCGCUGGAUGGGCUUCAACGACUGCGUCAGGUCCUGCAGGAUCAUCAAGAACGCGAAAGGGCCGUACAAACUGAAGCUGUUCGACCAGCCGAGCUUCGACGGUCAGAGUCUGGAGCUGACGGAGAACAUGAAGGCGAUGCAGGAGAAGUGGAUGCGGCAAGAAGUCCAGUCCUGUAAAGUCCUGGACGGCUCCUGGGUUUUCUUUGAACAUCCCAACUUCUGUGGUCGUCAGUACCUGCUGGAGAAAGGCGAGUACAAACACCACUCGGAGUGGGGGGCUCUGAAGGCUGCUGUGGGCUCCAUCAGAAGAAUGACGGAGAAAUGA